CUUUAAUAUUUUUCGAAGGACUCUGAUAUACACACACGACAGCCGUAGGAAAAUCUCGAGAAAAGCCUUCUUCCUUGUCGCAUAUCGUUUCACUUCGAUCUCAGACCUCUCCCGCCAAACCCUUCCCAUGAACUCCGUCUCCUCCGCCUUCAGAUGCAAACUGCGCCUAUUUCCGGCAAAUUUUAAGUUAAUCUGCACCGCUUCUCUUGAUUCCAGGCAUUCUCCACACAACUUUCGUUGCAGAAAGCCUGCAGCGCUCACUGGAACAUCUAGGGUUAGGAUUAACAAUGCUGAGCUCAAGGAGAACUGGCUGGAUUCAUUUCCCUAUUUGUGAAAUGGGAAGGCUUCCCGUUGAGGAAACAGAACAGCUCGAGGGGGUUUCUAGCCCUAAGUGGGUCAUUGGGAUCGAUCCGGAUGUUUCAGGGGCUUUGGCUCUAGUGAAAGAAGAUUCUUCUGGUUGCACAGCUCAGGUGUUUGACACCCCCUACUUGCAAGUCUUGGUUGGAAAAAGAACUCGAAAGCGCAUAGAUGUGAGGUCUAUUGUCCAAUUGCUUCAUAGUAUUGGCGCUCCACCUGGAACGAGAGCAUAUAUUGAGCAGUCAACUCCAUUUCCACAGGAUGGAAAACAGGGGUGGUGGAGUGGGGGAUUCACAUACGGAUUGUGGAUUGGGAUUCUUGUGGCUUCCGGCUUCUCAGUUGUUCCCAUAACUUCUCGUCUUUGGAAGGAUCAGUUCCAAAUUUUUGGGAGCUCCUAUAGCAAGGAUGAUAGCAGAAAAACAGCAUCUACUCUAUUUCCAUCAAUGAGCUCCUUCUUGAAGAGGAAGAAAGAUCAUGGUCGUGCUGAGGCUCUUCUCAUUGCUGCUUGCGGGAAGGGUCUAAAGCUGCAGUCGGAAGAUACAAUUUCUUCAGAUCAUGACUCCAAAUAAUUUCUGAAUUUAUGUAGAGGUGAGGGUGGUUUUUUAUCUUGAAGAUUUACAUACAUACCACUCAAUUCUUAUGUAUUUACACAGCUAACCUAAACUUCAGUUU
Molecule: messenger RNA, 1029 nt
Organism: Phalaenopsis equestris
Lineage: Eukaryota; Viridiplantae; Streptophyta; Magnoliopsida; Asparagales; Orchidaceae
Exons: 6
Coding region: 288-926 (212 amino acids)
Molecular function (GO): crossover junction DNA endonuclease activity
Source: RefSeq, a predicted model, not a curated record